AUGUUUCAGGGGCUACUGGCUGUCUUUUACAACCUGGGUGACAGACCCUACAACCUCACGCUGCCCUUCCAUCGCCUUGACAAUGGAGAAUGGCACGAGGUGGAGCUUGAUCGUCAUGGCAAAGAGUUCACCCUUCAAUUGGAUGGUGGUGGCGGAAGGCGGGAGGUCACAGCCGCUCCUGGGCGGAGUCAGGAGAUAGUCAUCGACCAAUCAGUGGUGAUGCUGGGAAACUCCUUCCCCUCAGGACACAACCGCAGCUUCCUAGGUAUGGUACUGAUACUGCCAUCUGGUACUGACCAUUAGUACUGUCCACUUGUACUGCCCCUUGGUACUGCCCCCUGUACUGCCCCCUGAUACUGCCCCCUGGUACUGCCCGCUGGUACAGCCCACUAAUACUGUACAAUCCACCUAACUUCCACUGGCGUACCACACACCCCUCCAGCCCCCACAAGGCUGGGGGCCCACGAGCUUUGGGGGCUCAGGAGGUCGGCCCCCCAGAUAGCAUAUGAACACGUCAUAAGCGAUUAAAUAAAAAAAGUUAAUUACACAAAAUUAGCUUUAAAACGGCAAAAUCCUCUCUCAGCCUCAUGGAAAACUGUGUAGAAUAGAGGUAAAUUAGCUCAGAGAUUCUUGAAAGUUGGGACAAUCCUUGUCCAGCAGGGAAACUUUAUUUUUAUAGUUGAAUUUUUUUUAUUGUGUUGCAUUAUUUGAGCUUAAAAUUUACAAACAAAAUUGCUACUGUGAAUACCACUUGAAUGAAGAAGAAUGAACUUUUUGUCAAUUCAAUAAAGCAUGAACUCCGCAGGUUUUUGUCUUUAUUGGGGAUUUUUAAAUGAAUAAUUUUCCAUAUUUUACAAAUGUUUGUACUGAACUUUUAUUGUUAGAGGCAAAAAUAUGUCUGUUUUGAGUAUCUGUCUAUUCCAUCAGUGGCUUGUCAACUGCGUCACUUAUGGAGGCAAUAUUUUUUGGUCAAUAUUCAGAAAAUAAGUUUGAAGAUUUGUAUUACAUAUUUAAAUAAUGUAAUGUUAGAAUUAAACAAUGGCCAUUAACCACUUGUUGGACUAUAAUUGUCAAAAUGAAAUGCCUUUUAUUAUCACGGCUCAGGCUAAGACCCAGAUGCAGACACAGGAGGCAGAUAGUACGAGUCUCAGUGUUUAAUAUAGUUAAAGGGGCAGGCAAAAGAUAAGUCAAGGCAGGCAAAGGGUCGUAAUCCAAUUCAGAGUCAGGCAGGUACAGGACGGCGGGCAGGAUCAGGGUCAGGACAGGCAGAAAGGUCAGAACUGGGAAGACUAAGAAAAACUAAAACUAGAGCACAGGAAACACGGGAACACGCUGGUAGGACUUGACGGGACAAGACGAACUGGCAACAGACAAACAGAAAAUGCAGGUAUAAAUGUACAGGGGAUAAUGAGGGGAGAUGGGAGACACCUGGUGUAGGGUGGAGACAAGUACAAAGACAGGUGAACGAGAUCAGGGUGUGACAUUUAUGGUGUCUGACGAAGUUGACAUAAAUCCAGUUAGUUACAUUUUAUGAAGAAAAAAAUAUAAUUAGGAGGUUGUUCCUUUACAUGGUGUGAUAGAUCAUACUUUGGUCUAUCAAAAUAUAUACAUUUCUAUUACAAAUUAUGUAAAAUUAAAACAAAUAUUUAUGGUAAAAUAGUUGAGAUUGUCCAAUCUUUCAAGAAUCCCUGAGCUAUAAAACAGCAUGAGAUUAGCUAUAAUACUUCACAUUUUUCUCUCUGCCCCAUGGAAGGAGAACCCCCCCCCCCCCAAAACCAUACCUUGCCUUGCUUGAACCUUGUGGGGAGGGGGGCCGCAAAACUGGCUACGCCACUGGCAUUUCCUAUUAGUUGUUGCUACCACUCCCAUAGGGCCAUUAGGAAAGAUUACGGAUGAAUGAAAGUGGUAUAAAAUCAUGUAUUAUCUGUAUGUGAUUGGCAACACAAGACUGAUGCACUGUCGUGUUUCACUCUUCUAAAUCUCAAAUGGUUUUAGACUCUGAGGAGGUAGGAUAUGGAUUUAGGGCUGAGGCAGAUGAAGUGUGAAGGACUUGAUUCAGAAGCAGGCAUGUGUCUGUCUGUAUAAAUGAUGUGUUACGCCUCUCCCUCCCAGAGGAUGGCCAGACAAACUAACAGAGUAAAUAUCCUCCAAAACAGAGGGCUUGCACUGACAGCUAAGCCCUGGGCUAUCUCAGUGUGUGUGUGUGUGUGUGUGUGUGUGUGUGUGUGUGUGCCUGUGUGUCUGUGUUCCUCUAUGCAUGUGUGGUCAUGUGUUUCCAUCCCUUCAUGAAACUUACUUAAAAGCUUUUUGCCUCAGGCCUGGUGUGUAUGUCUGUGAAUGUCACUUAUAUUGCUGUAUCUCAUCUCUCUUUCCCUCUCUGUGUUUUUCCUCCAGGGUGUCUGCGAGACCUGAGGCUGAACGGGCGGCCCAUGCCCAUUACCAAGCAGCCCUCCGUGGGGUCUGAGGGUCUGAGGGUGGUCACUUCUCAAGGGGUCUCCCCAGGUUGCCCCUCAGACGCCUGCAGGAAACACCAGUGCUCUCCCCCCUUCAUCUGCAUGGACCUCUGGAGGAAACAUGAGUGC
Messenger RNA from Coregonus sp. 'balchen', 2582 nucleotides. Lineage: Eukaryota; Metazoa; Chordata; Actinopteri; Salmoniformes; Salmonidae. The record is from the annotation of a GenBank genome assembly.